AUGGCUGGCUAUGCCAAUGCGGCAGCUCCGGCUGCGAAUACCUCCGCUGUGGAGGAGCUCCAGCGCCGUGCGGCAGAGCUGCGGCAGGAGUUGCAGCAGGUCGAGGCUGAAAUCGAGAGAGAGGAGGCGCUGCUGAGUGCUGGCACGGCGCAAAAGCUCCACCACCGUCCCAGCUAUUCGCUAUUAAAGGGCACCGAGGACGAGGCUCCCCCUAGUGGUCUGGUCCGACAAGUUAGCGAUCAGAACUUCGACGAGAUCUUGAGGACAUUUCCACCUCUGGAGAUCUCACCCAUUGGGUCCUACAACCACUGGGACCGGCGAGAGUGUGCUGUGGCCAACGCAGAGGCCUGGAAGGGCGAGUGCUCCAGGUACCAGAAGGCGGUGCUGAAGGGGAAGGCGCAGAUUCCGAAGGUAAUCCAUCAGAUCUGGAUCGGCCCCAAGGAGCCUCCUUGCCUCUGGAUUGAUACCUUCCGGGUGGAGUAUUUAGCAGCCCAUCCGGACUGGUCUUUCCAUCUCUGGAGUGACGACGAGGUGGCCAAGCUGCCGAUGAUCAACGACCAGAUUUACCAUCAGGAGAAGAUGUGGCAGUGCAAGGCCGACAUCCUUCGCUUGGAGUUCCUCUGGCACCACGGAGGUCUCUAUGUGGAUGCGGACAUGAUCUCCGUAGAGCAGAAAAGCCUGGACCGCAUCCUUGAGCUCGGCAACGAGACCGGCUGGGUCAUCGCCUAUGAACCCGACACCAAAGACAAGCCUUACUCCAUCCUGGGCAACUCUGUGAUUGCGUGCACGCCUCAUCAUCCGCUGACCUUGAUGCUCAUUCUCUUCCUAAAGCAGACGUACCACCAGAAGCGCAACCACAUCGAGGUCUUUGCUGUUACGGGGCCCGUGAUGUACACCAAAUGCUUGGUGGAUAGCGGCAUGCCGAUCUCUCUUGCACCACAGGAAUGGCUGUAUCCGGCCUUCCAUUUUGUUCCCAACCCUGAUGCCAUCAACUUCUCGGCGUUUCCAAAAUGUCUCAUGUUCCAGUUCGGGUACACCUGCUCUGGCCUGGAGGGCUAUGUGAAGUCCAAGAACCGCUGCAAGAAGGCUCGCCAGUGCCCCUUUCACUCCAAGAAGGCCUGGCCGCUUGGGGCCUUCAAAGAGCUUCCGAGCAUCGAGGAACUGGAAGCCAAGUUCAAGUCGCAGCGAGCUUCCAUACCGCAAGUCAUCCACCAGGUGAUACCGGCCGGCCUGGACUCACACAACGACCCGCAGAGGUGGAGGCAGAGCUGGUACGACUCUUUCUGCCAGAGCCAUCCCGGCUUCAAGUACAGGACUUGGACGAAGGAGCAGCUUCAAGGGCGAAAGUGGUUCUGUGCGAACCUUUAUGUGGAGCCCUGGGACGACCAUGCAGUCACUUCGCUGAUGAUGGAGGUGCUAUUCGAGGAAGGCGGCUUCUACGUUCCGCUCUCCACGUUGCAUCAGCCUGGCUUCAGUGAGGACCACUUCUUCCUGGAGGCAACCUCAGAUGAAGAGAUAAAUUACAUCGAGGGCAACGGAGGCGUAGUUGGCGUGGCCAAAGGCUCUCCGGAAUGCUUCCGGCGUCUCAUGGAUCUGUACGACUGCGGUCAUGUGCCAGCGAUGGCAACGCCCGGCCCAGAUGGGCCUCGGGUGGUGCAGAUGGGCUUCCGAGACGGACUCGUGUCGCAAGCGCGCUUCUCAGCUCAAACUCAGUACCUGGGAGCACCGCAGGUGAUCGCUUUCAGCAGUGUGUCAGAUAAGCGGCUUGAGCUUUCCACACUGAGCUACGCGUAUGAAUGCAUGGUCCCGUGCCUGGCCGUGCGGGGAAUCCCCGCUAUGAGGGCUGCCGUGGGGGAGAUGGGCCUUUCCUCGAAGUCGGUCUUUGUGACGGACCGGGAGUUCUUUCAAAUGGAUCGCCUUCGACAGGAGAUGCCCGGAUUCCUGGACCAGCUAGGCCCCCACGACUGGGACGCGGUGAUCCUUGGUUUGGAGUGGGACACCGGCUCAGAGGAAGUCGUCAUCUUCGACCUCGUUCCAGGCGGGCGGCCUCGUUCUGCCAAGAUCGCCGGCUUCGUGGCGAACUUCGGCUGCGCGCCCAACGAGGCGGCUUUGCAGGCUGCAUUGGCCAAAUGCCUGGCAGAGGAGGACUUCGAGCCUUCUCCUCUCUUCGAAGCUGCCGGUCAGCUGAAGCUGCGUUUCCUUGCCGAGAAGUAUGCAGGUAGCAUGGAAGAGGCACGGCUUUUCCGAAGCAUGCCUUUGGUGCACCGUGCCUUCAAGAACCUGGCUGGUCAUGAACCCCCCAUGCACUUCGAGAACCAUGAGCUCCAUGGAAAUUUGAUGAAGGGCUUCCAUUCUGGUGGGAACCUGCGGUUCGAGAUGAUUCUGGAGCCGAAUGGUGGAAUCAUGUUCCGGUGCUGGAACGACGACAACUCCACCAACUCGGAGGUGAAGAUGAGCGACAGCGUUGUAGAGUGGCUGAAAGUGUACUUCGAUCACCAGGUCAGACAAGAAUGUUGGGGCCGCGACACCAUCACAGCUUCAGCAGCAGCGUUAGCUGCGCCGCCAGAGGAUAACCGAACCGAGAUGGCCUUCCGAACAUCUCUGGCUGUUAUAGUCCUCUGGCAGCUGUCCAGUGCAGACGAGCUGCAGAGGCUUGCAGACUGGAGUUUGGAGGAAUGUGGCAAAUACAAGAUCUGCGACUUCUUCUGUGAUGUGGACUACUAUGUUUAUCCUCAAAGCUCCUGUCAAGAGUUUUGCCACAGAGAUAUUGAUGACCUUUGGGAUGUUUUUGAUUCCUUCUGUGACAUUGGCCUCGAGUACAUGGAUGGAGAGUUCUGCGAUGAACUGUGUCACGAAGGGUUUCAUUGCGAUGGCGAUAGCUGCACGAAGUGCAACAGCCGAUGCUAUGAGACGUAUUCCUGGAUCUCCAAAGUAUAUGAUGCUUGUGCAGACUGUGAUGACGGGAGCUUCGGGCAAAGCCCUUCUGCUUCCGCAGUGGCCGCCACGACCACCACAACCACCACAACCACCACAACCACCUCGACCUCCUCGUCCACCGUGACCACCCCUGAGGUGUGUUCGGACUUUGCGUCCUGGUGCCCGGCCCUCUGCGGAGCCGUUGGGGGGAGUUCGCCUGGGGAGGAUUGCGUCGCCGCGUGCGAAGCACGGAAAGGUGACCUGACAGCAACGGCAAGGACCUACUGCCGAUGUGGCUUCUGCAGCCAUUACGCUUGGCUGGAAGCGGAGACAGCGAGCCUCUUGCAGACGCAGAAGCCAAGCCCGGGAAGGGAUGGAGAGGAGGAAGGCUUUGAAGAGUGCAAAUGCCGAAGCGAAGUGGAUUAUUGCCAGAAGAUUUGCAAAGGUCUGAGCUUGCAGGGCGAUGCAGAGGCUUGUGCCCGCCAGUGCUACGGGGAUGCGAAGCUUGGCCCUGUCCUGACGGACUACUGCACCGCUGUGGCCGCCUGCUGA
Molecule: messenger RNA, 3468 nt
Organism: Symbiodinium necroappetens
Lineage: Eukaryota; Dinophyceae; Suessiales; Symbiodiniaceae
Source: the annotation of a GenBank genome assembly